Molecule: messenger RNA, 809 nt
Organism: Sitophilus oryzae (rice weevil)
Lineage: Eukaryota; Metazoa; Arthropoda; Insecta; Coleoptera; Curculionidae
Product: THAP domain-containing protein 1-like
Exons: 3
Coding region: 176-547 (123 amino acids)
Molecular function (GO): sequence-specific DNA binding
Source: RefSeq, a predicted model, not a curated record
GAAAAAUCUUAGACAAGGAAAGAGAGGGGACGGAUAACCUCGUAUUCUGCCAGUGACUCAGUUUUGUGCCGAUUUUCGAUGCGACGCCAUAUUGUUGGUCCAAUAGAACCAAACGUAUUUUGUGUGAUUAAAAUUGAAUAUUGAAUUAAAGACUGAUAUUUUAUAGUGGAAAACAAUGGUUGGUUGUGCAGCCUACGGCUGCAAUAGCAGUAGUUAUAGGAAGGAGCCGGGAAUUACGUUUCACAGAUUUCCUUUGAAAAAUGAGAAGCUACUCUCAAUUUGGGUGAGAAACAUGCAUCUUACAGAUUUUAAACCGACAGCAAGUGAUAGGCUUGGUUCAAAGCAUUUUGAACAAAAAUAUUUUUAUCGUACUGACAGCAACAAAACUUAUCUACUCGGUGAAGCCAUACCCAUUAAGUUCGAGGCAUUGCCAAAAUAUCUUCAACCAAAGUCAACACCAAAGCGAGCUACCAAAAGAAGUAGAGAAAAUAUUGAAGUACCUUCUACAUCAGCUGAAGUAAAAAAUUGUCUACAAAUUUUUUUAUAGAUUUCUUAAAAAGUAAGGUAAUGUUUGUAUGCCUUCAAAAUAAUUAUUUUUCAAAAUUACAGGACCACAUUUUAAACACGAACUCGAAUCAUAUAUAUUUUCUAAUUGAAUCUAUAAUUAUAAAAUAUGUUAAUAUCCGAAUACAUUUCAUUACUAAGAGGAAAUCGGAAAUUUCGGAUCCAGUUAGGAAUUAUUUGACAAAAACAAUAUUAUUCAAAGGUCAAUAGGUUGUAUUUUUAUAAGUUUUUAUGUAUUUUUUAGU